ACGGAGAGAGAGAGAGAGAGAGAGACACGUUACUUCUCCGGGAGACAUGAAUCAUCCCAGAAAUAACACCGCGCGAGGUCGUGGCAGCAGAGAGCAAGGCCGGCGCUGGAGCGGCUGGGCGCGUUUGCUCGGUCUCUCCCUUUCUCUCUCCCUCGCGCGCCCUGCCUGCGAAAAGAUGGCUGAAGCUGGCGGCGGCGGCGGCGGCGGCGCCGGCUUUCUGGAGCAGCUCAAGUCGUGCGUCGUCUGGUCGUGGACGUAUCUGUGGUCGCUGUGGUUCUUCCUCAUGCUCUUCCUCGUCUACGUCCUGAGGGUGCCUCUGAAGAUCAACGACAACUUGAGCACAGUGAGUAUGUUUUUGAACACAUUGACGCCCAAGUUCUACGUUGCUCUCACAGGAACUUCUUCAUUAAUAUCGGGGCUUAUUUUGAUAUUUGAAUGGUGGUAUUUUCGCAAGUAUGGGACCUCUUUCAUUGAGCAAGUCUCGGUGAGUCACUUGCGCCCUCUGCUGGGAGGGGUGGACAACAGCUCUCCCAACAACUCAAAUACAAGUAACGGGGAUUCUGAUGCAAAUCGGCAGAGUGUCUCAGAAUGCAAAGUCUGGCGAAAUCCACUAAACCUGUUUAGAGGAGCUGAAUAUAACCGGUAUACCUGGGUGACGGGAAGGGAACCUCUGACAUACUACGAUAUGAAUCUUUCGGCGCAAGAUCAUCAGACAUUCUUCACGUGCGAUACGGACCACUUAAGGCCUGCAGAUGCCAUAAUGCAAAAAGCGUGGAGGGAGAGAAAUCCGCAGGCUAGAAUUUCUGCAGCGCACGAAGCCUUAGAGCUAAAUGAGUGUGCCACUGCCUAUAUUCUGUUGGCAGAAGAGGAAGCAACAACUAUUGUGGAAGCAGAGAAGUUGUUCAAACAGGCUCUGAAGGCUGGCGAAGGAUGCUACAGGCGUAGCCAACAGCUGCAGCAUCAUGGUGCCCAGUACGAAGCUCAACACAGACGGGACACUAAUGUAUUAGUCUACAUUAAGAGGAGGCUGGCAAUGUGUACAAGAAAGCUGGGGAGGACCAGGGAAGCUGUGAAAAUGAUGAGAGAUUUAAUGAAGGAAUUCCCUCUUCUCAGCAUGUUCAACAUCCACGAAAAUUUGUUGGAAGCUCUGUUGGAGUUACAAGCAUAUGCAGAUGUUCAGGCAGUUUUAGCAAAAUAUGAUGAUAUAAGUUUGCCAAAAUCAGCCACAAUAUGCUACACGGCUGCCCUGCUGAAAGCCAGAGCUGUCUCUGACAAAUUUUCUCCAGAGGCAGCUUCAAGACGAGGGCUAAGUACGGCAGAGAUGAAUGCAGUAGAAGCUAUUCACAGAGCAGUAGAAUUUAAUCCACAUGUGCCAAAAUAUCUCCUAGAAAUGAAAAGCUUGAUAUUGCCUCCUGAACAUAUUUUGAAGAGAGGCGACAGUGAAGCAAUAGCUUAUGCUUUCUUUCACCUUCAGCACUGGAAAAGGGUCGAGGGGGCACUAAAUCUCUUACAUUGUACGUGGGAAGGCACUUUCAGAAUGAUCCCUUAUCCUUUGGAAAAAGGGCACCUUUUCUACCCUUACCCCAUCUGUACAGAAACAGCAGACAGAGAACUUCUUCCAUCAUUUCAUGAAGUCUCUGUUUACCCCAAGAAAGAACUUCCUUUCUUUAUUCUCUUCACUGCCGGAUUAUGUUCCUUCACAGCUAUGCUGGCACUUUUGACACAUCAGUUCCCAGAGCUUAUGGGAGUCUUCGCUAAAGCAUUUCUUAGCACUCUCUUUGCCCCCUUGAAUUUUGUGAUGGAAAAAGUGGAAAGCAUCCUGCCCUCCAGUCUCUGGCAUCAGCUGACAAGGAUCUGAAGGGAAAUAGUCCGAAAUGACUGCCAUGACAUUUUCUGUGCCAACUUACUGUUGCUGACCAGAAAGCAUGAUUUCUUU
Lacerta agilis (Sand lizard) is the source of this 1936-nucleotide messenger RNA. RefSeq names its product suppression of tumorigenicity 7 (gene ST7). The record is from RefSeq and is a predicted model, not a curated record. Bases 47 to 1858 code for a protein of 603 amino acids. NCBI's taxonomy places the organism in Eukaryota, Metazoa, Chordata, Lepidosauria, Squamata, Lacertidae. The transcript has 15 exons.